CGCGUGUUUGAAGUUUCCGGUUCACUAAAUAGGUAGAACUGAAGAUUUCGUUUGUAAAAAUAGGUAGAACUAGCAUUGUGUUUGUAAUAUAACAUGUGAUUUUGAAAGAAAACCUAUAGACGAAUGGCAAAAUGAAUUUGUGAAUAUAUAGAUGAUCAUAGAAAUAAAACAAUAGUCUAAGGAUGGGUUUUGGAACACAACUUAGAAUACUCCUAUGGAAGAACUUUACUAUCAGGAAAAGACAAAAGUUUCGCUUGUUUGCUGAGAUUGUAUUUCCCUUAGCCUUGUUUUUGAUUCUUGUGAUAGUAAGAACACGACCAGAUCUCAAAGUCAAUCAACCAGAAUGUCAUUUUGAUGGCAAUGCUAUGCCGAGUGCUGGCACUUGGCCCUUUCUACAAUCAUUGGUGUGUAAUGCAGAGAACAGAUGUUACCAGACAGUUACAGCUGAUGAGGCUGCGGGUACAACAGCCACAGGAAAUCCACAGGCUUUGAUAACUAGAAUUUUGACAGAUAUAGGACAAUUAGCAGAUCCUGUACUUAUACAGAACUUACUAAGAGAUGGACAGAUUAUAUUUAGAGUACUUGGCAUGAUCAUAAAUGGAACAGCAACAGGUGGUCUCAACUUAGGAAACAUAGUGACUAAUCCUACAGACCUGAGGAACCAGAUCAUUAACAACAAUAUCAGUCUGUCUCCUGAUGUAAUAGAUCAGUUACUUAAUGCAACAAUCAAUCCAGCUGCUCCAACUGGUGUAUUGAUUGACUUCGGAGAAUGUCGACUGAUACAAAACAAUGGAACAUCAGGUAGUUUGCCAAACACCAACACAUCUGCUCAGGAUCUACGUAGUCGUGUGUGUGAUAGAAACUUAAAUGAGACUAUUAUUCUCCCGACACAGUCUAUCUCAGAUACAGUACAGGCACAGCUGUGUAAUCUGACCCUUGUCCAGUUUGACCAGUUGUAUGGAUUACUUCUGUCAGCGCUCAACAAUACAAGAUCAAAUGAAGAGAUAAUAGAUUAUAUAGAGAGGAAUGGAGGACAAGAGUUACUAUCUAAUCCAGUAGAAUUAUUACAGUUAGUCAAUGAUUUCACGACCUUGUACCAGGAUUACCAGAAUGACAGAGAUGUUAUUGAUACUGUUGAGAGCCUGUUCAAUCAGCUCCAGGGAACUGCAAUGGGACAGACUGUCAAUGGCACUGCCUUGGUCCAGAAUUUGGUGUGUGGGCGAGGGGCAACCAAAUGUAGACCUGGAUAUUAUAUAGCUGGAGCUAGUUGUCUCCCCUGUAAGAUAGGAACAUUCCAGCCUAAUGCUGAUCAAGGAUCCUGUAUACAAUGUGAAGAUAACCUAAAGACUAAUUCUACAGCCUCUACCACUGAGAACGACUGUCAAGUGAAUUGUGGAGCAGGACAGGAGGGAGAUGAUGAUUGUUCCAAUUGUAAGUCAGGUUAUUAUAAACCAUCAGCAGGGCUUUAUCCAUGUAUGAUAUGUCCUCAACACAGAACAUCUAACCUGGCCAGAACACAAUGUAAUAUCUUAAACUGUGCACCUGGAUACAACAUCAACAAUGGCCAAUGUAUACAAUGUUUGAAAGGGUACUACCAGACUGGGUAUAACAUGACAUCAUGUACAGCAUGCCCAGCCAACCAUGACACACAAAAUACAGGGUCCAGUAAAGCUACAGAUUGUCAGGAAAUCUGCCCUGCUGGUACAGAGGGAGCCACCUGUAAGAAAUGUGAGAUAGAUUACUACAAAUCUACAUCAGGAAUCCAGGGGUGCAUGAAGUGUCCUGAGGGGUUUACUGCAAGUGAUGAUAGAUCUAAAUGUAUAAUGGAUUGCAAAGCCGGUUCAUACAUAGAUGGCAAUAAAUGUUCUCCUUGUGGUUAUAGCACAUACCAGCCUAAACGUGGUCAGACAUCUUGUUUGUCAUGUGACUCCAACAAAAAUACCACAGUCACUGGAUCUGACAAAAAAGAUGAUUGUAAAGUAUUCUGUGGUCCAGGAGAGGAAGGGACAGACACAUGUUCUCCAUGUAAAGACGACUAUUAUAAACCAACAGGUGGAAGGACAGCAUGUUUACAAUGUACAGGUCACAUGACCUCUACUAAAAAUGACAGAACUAAAUGUACAGUUUUAUAUUGUGAUAGUGGCUAUUUCUAUAAUGCUGGAGACAAAACCUGUAAACCUUGCCGAAAAGGAGAUUAUAAAAGUGAUAGAGGAAUGGCAAAGACAUGUGAUUCAUGCACAGCUCGAUAUGAGGUGAUAGGCAACCCUGGAACUCAGUGUAAAAGAACUGUGUGUGCAGAUUUGAUCGAUAAUCUCAAGUCCAAUAGUUUUGGUAAUGCUAUUUGGAAACAGUUAAAGCCUCUGGUGGAAGGAAAGAUCCCAUAUGCGCCAAAUACAACAGCAAUAAAUGAAGUCAUUAAAAUGGCAAACAAGACAUUUGAAGACCUAUUUAGUAUUGUGGACCUGGCCAGAUCAUGGAGAGCAGAAUCUGAUGUUUUGUUUAAAUUUCUUGAAACUAACCCUGAGAUACAACUUCUUAGAGAUUUCACUUGUUCUGAAGCAUGUGAUAACCUAUGGCAUACACUUAGACGAACAGCUUGUAAUGGAACACUACCAGGAUUUAAUAUAUCAUCUGUCUUAUCUGGACUUAAUAUUGGUGGAUUUAACAUUGGGUCCUUAAUACCUGCUGGACUCUCUACAGGUGUAAUGAAUGACUUCUUGUCCACUUUACCAGGAUUUAACCAAAGUGGACUAACAGCCCUUUGUGAUGUAGACCCAAACUACAGCCCCUGUGAGUCACUGUUUCAGUUUCUGUACAGUGGUUCAGAUAUUAAUAUAUCCAACUAUACAUGGAAGGAGGCUUUAGAGAAUGUUAACAGUGUGCUUGAAAUGGUGUCAGAAUAUGGAAAGUGCUUUGUAUUUGACAAGUUUGAAGGAUUUAAAUCUGAGUAUGAGUUGACAUCAAGAGCAUUACAGCUGAUUAGUCAAAACAAAUACUUUGGUGCUAUUGUGUUUGAUAAAGAACAUAAAAAUGGACUUGAAUCACAUGUGAAAUAUUCCAUCAGAAUGAACCAGGAUCGUGUUGAUACAACAAACAAAAUUCAAAAUAGAUACUGGCAACCAGGACCUAGAGCUACAGCUGGAUUAGAUACAAAAUAUGUAACAUAUGGGUUUGCCUAUAUACAGGAUAUGAUUGACCAUGCUAUUAUAAAAAUCCAGACGUACAAUACAUCUGAUGUAGGAGUUGUCACACAGAUGUUUCCAUAUCCAUGUUAUAUCCAAGAUAAAUUUAUCUUCGCCAUAUCCAGAACUUUGCCAUUAUUCUUGGUGUUAGCCUGGGUGCUGUCUGUUGCCAUGAUAUGUAAGAAUAUUGUGUAUGAAAAAGAGAUGCGUCUGAAGGAAAUAAUGAAGAUUAUGGGAUUAGGUAAUGGUGUCCACUGGCUGGCGUGGUUUAUCGAUGCCUUUAUCGUGAUGUUUAUAUCUCUGAUACUGAUGGUUAUUAUUUUGAAGGCUGGUAAAGUUCUUGAACAUUCAGAUCCCUCAGUAAUCCUGUUCCUGUUAACUGCAUUCACAGUGGCAACUAUAUCACAAUGUUUCCUCUUCAGUGUUUUCUUCUCCAAAGCUAACAUUGCAGCAUGUGUUGCUGGGUUUCUGUACUUCAUGUUGUAUUUGAUAUACCCUCUGUGUAUUCAGUUUGAGGAAGUUAUGACAAGUACACAUAAAAGUAUAGCUGGUCUGUCGUCCAGUGUGGCCUUUGGGUUUGCCUGUAGUUAUGUGGCUAGGUAUGAGGAACAAGCCAUUGGUAUCCAAUGGAGUAACAUUGGUGAUACACCUAUUGUUGAUGAUAAUUACAGUUGUUUGAAUUGUAUCAUCAUGAUGAUUGUUGACGCCAUUAUAUAUGGUUUGUUUACCUGGUAUAUAGAAGCAGUUUUCCCUGGUCAGUAUGGAAUUCCAAGGAAAUUUUAUUUCCCCUUUUUGAAGUCAUAUUGGUGUGGCUCAUCUAUAUCCAAAGAAAGAAGUGACCAGUACAUGUAUCAAGGGUCAACUAUGGAACUGAAAGGUCAAGGUAACGCUAAUGUAGAGGAAGAACCAAAGAACAAAAAAGUUGGUGUGUCCAUCAGAAAUCUAAAGAAAGUUUAUAAAACUGGAAACAAAGUAGCAGUGGAUGGUCUAUCAAUAAACUUUUACGAGGGACAGAUAUCAUCAUUCCUGGGACAUAAUGGAGCUGGCAAAACAACUACAAUGUCUAUACUGACUGGACUGUUUCCUCCAUCAGAUGGCACAGCCUUUAUCUAUGGUCAUAAUAUACUGACCGAGAUGGACGCUGUCAGGGACAGUCUUGGUAUGUGUCCUCAGCACAAUGUUUUGUUUGACAAACUAACAGUUGAAGAACAUCUAUGGUUUUAUGCUCGUUUGAAGAACCUUGAACCAGAAAAGGUCAAACGUGAAAUGGUCAGAAUGAUUCAGGACGUUGGAUUGCCACACAAAAAGAAGGAAUUAUCUUCAUCACUCUCUGGUGGUAUGAAGCGGAAGCUUUCUGUAGCUAUAGCCUUUGUUGGUAAUGCCAAAACAGUUAUUCUUGAUGAGCCUACAGCUGGUAUUGAUCCAUAUGCCAGGAAAGAGAUUUGGGAAAUUUUACUUAAACUCAAGAAAAAGAGAACGAUUAUCCUGUCUACACAUCACAUGGAUGAAGCAGAUGUACUUGGUGACAGAAUUGCCAUUAUCUCACAAGGUAAACUAUGCUGUUGUGGUUCUAGCCUUUAUCUGAAAUCACAGUAUGGUAAUGGCUAUUAUCUGACCUUAGUACAGGAUGAUGGCAAAGGCAACGACAAAGAGGACAGUGAUGACGACAUGGAUUUUAAUGAGUCAAGAGCACAAUCUAGAGGAAGUGUAAGGACAACUGUAGAUGUCAAGCCAGUAGUAAAUAAGCUGUCAGAAAUAGAAGAUGAAGGUUUUGGUGACAAUUCUGAUGACAAAAGUGACAGUGGUGGAUCUAAGCCUCCAACUCCUCCUCCAGAAAGUGCAACCAUGGUACCAGGAUUUUCUACAAAGAGAACUACAGAAUUUAUUGGUAAAUAUGUCAAGAAAGCCAAGCUUGUUGAAGAGAGCAGUACAGAAUUGACUUAUCAACUACCAACAGAGGCAGCUCAUACAGGACAGUUUGAACAAUUAUUUAAACAGUUAGAAAGAUGUCAUAAAGAUAUGGGGAUAUCUAGCUUUGGUAUAUCUGAUACAAGCCUUGAAGAGGUAUUCUUGAGAGUUGCCGAUGAGACUGGAGUUGAUCAGGAUGAUGAAACAAAAAGGAAGAAAUUAGAGGAAGGAACUGAUAGUGGUAGAUUUGCUAAACCUGUCACUAGAUUAAGCUUCAGAAGGAAGAAAAAGAAAUCAUUCCUGAAAAUGUUAGCAAUAAAAGGAAAGAACCCUAAGGUAGACUCAGAAGAACUUAUGGAUGAUACAGUGGACUCUCCAGAUAAAUGUCUUCUUCAAAGAGAAUCUGUAAUAUCAGUUCCAACUAGUGAAAAGGGUAUUGAGACCGGAUUCAGCCACAAGGACCAUGUUAAACAUACAGGGUUUAGACUCAAACUUCAGCAGUUCAAAGCUAUCUUUUUCAAAAGGUUCCACAGACUUAGACGUAGCAAAAAAGGAUUCUUCUUUGAGAUCAUUAUGCCAGCAUUGUUCAUAUUGGCUUCUAUGGCCCUUGCAAAGAUAAGACCACCAUCAUUUGGAGAACCACCACUGGAACUUCAGCCAUGGAUGUAUACGCCACAGAAAGGAGCACCAAAUCUAUAUACUUUCUUUAGCAAUGAUGGAAAUGACUAUGGUGUUGGUGCUGACUUAACAAAAACAUUACUGACAAAACCAUGGAUGGGCAAUAGAUGCAUGGAUCCAAAGAUUAAACAGAUCAGUGAUUAUUCCUGUAAAGCAGAUAGUUAUGAAUCUUUAUGGUCAGCUGGUGGCAGGUUUACUGGAAAUGAUGCUAUAGACUUUCCUCAAUGUGACUGUUCUAGUGGAUUUCAAAUUUGCCCUCCAGGUGCUGGAGGUCCUGAACCACCAAAGAAACUUCUACCAACAACAGACUAUCUUUAUAACAUGACUGGUCGUAACAUCAGUGAUUGGUUGGUCAAAACAAUGAAGCCGUACCAGAAAAGGAGGUAUGGUGGAUUUUCUUUUGGAGAUAUCAACAAUAUCAGCCUGGCCCUGAACGCAAGUAGAAUACGAGAAAUAUUUGAAGACAUUUUGUAUAAUUUGACUCAGACAUCAGCAAAUUCAUCAGAAUUUUUUAAUGACCUUGAAGACAUUUUAGAAGAUGCUGUUACACAGGAUACUGUCAAGGUAUGGUACAACAAUAAAGGUUGGACAGCCAUUGUUUCCUACAUGAACGUGAUGAAUAAUUUGAUUUUACGUAGCCGACUGAGUCCUGGCCAGAAUCCAGAAGAGUUUGGUAUAACAACAGUAAAUUAUCCCAUGAAUGCAACAGUCAAACAAUUUACUGAAGAAACACUACGAGAAAGUUUUAUAGAUGUGACUAUAGCAAUCUGUAUGAUAUUCGCCAUGUCAUUUAUACCUGCCAGUUUUGUUAUGGUAUUGAUAGAAGAAAGAUCAUCGAACUCCAAACAUUUACAAUUUGUUAGUGGUGUCAAUCCAUUUAUUUACUGGCUAGCAAACUUUCUCUGGGAUAUGGUGAAUUAUAUGAUACCGUCGAUUCUAUGUAUUAUCAUCUUCAUGUGUUUCCAAACAAAGUCGUAUGUUGGACCAGGAAACCUAGAGGUUCUCAUUGUAUUGUUGAUCUUAUAUGGAUUUGCCAUGACCCCUCUGAUGUACCCGUUCACAAGAUUUUUCAGUGUCCCCAGUACAGCUAUGGUAGUACUGACAUCUGUCAAUAUUUUCCUUGGAACUACAUCUACCUUGGCAACAUUUAUUAUAGAAUUCCUGGAAAGAGAUGAUGAGGAACUGAAAAAUGUCAAUGCUAUAUUGAAAAAGGCCUUCCUAUUGUUACCUCAGUACUGUUUAGGACGAGGUUUGACGGACAUGUCUCGUAACCAGCUAUGGGCAGAUAACUCUGAUAUUAUCAGUCCUGGCUCAUAUGAAAAGGUAUGGAAAUCACCAUUUUUGUUUGACCAGGUUGGAAGGAAUUUGUUAUCCAUGUUCUGUAUUGGUAUUUUGUUCUUUACACUAAAUCUACUGAUAGAAUACAACUUCUUCCUCAGUAGAAGUUGGAGCUGUUUCUGGAAUUCCAAACCUAAUUUUAAAUCUCUGGCUGAUGAAGACAUUGAUGUUACAAAUGAGAGAAAAAGAAUAGAUAACAAACAAACAAAGGAUGAUGUUCUUAUUAUUGAUAACCUCACCAAGGUGUAUAGACUUCAUGGAAAGAAGGGGAGAAAUAUAGCAGUAGACAGGUCAUGCUUUGGUGUACCUAAUGGGCAAUGCUUUGGUUUACUAGGUGUAAACGGGGCUGGUAAAACUACAACAUUUAAAAUGUUAACAGGUGAUGUGGACGUUACACAAGGAAAUGCUACACUAAAUGGACACAGUAUUCUAAAAGACUUGGAGAAAGUCCGGCUGGACUUGGGUUACUGUCCACAAUUUGAUGCCUUUGACCCGUUACUGACAGGAAGAGAGAUUCUAUGUUUCUUUGCUAGACUGAGGGGAAUUCAAGAAAAGGACAUUAAACAGAUAACAGAAUGGGGAAUCCGUAAACUUGGUCUGAUUCAGUAUGGAGAUAAAAGGUCUGGUGAUUAUUCGGGGGGAAAUAAAAGAAAACUGUCUACAGCUAUUUCAUUGAUUGGUAAUCCAUCUGUUAUAUUUAUGGAUGAACCUACAACAGGGAUGGACCCUCAUGCCAGGAGAUUCCUUUGGAAUUGUAUAAACAAUAUUGUAAAGGAUGGAAGAUCAGUGGUUUUAACAUCACACAGCAUGGAAGAAUGUGAGGCUUUAUGUAAUAGAUUAGCAAUUAUGGUCAAUGGUAGAUUGAAGUGUAUUGGAAGUACUCAACAUCUCAAAAAUAGAUUUGGUAAUGGCUAUACUGUGAUAAUUCGAGUUGCUGGUGAGGUACCAGUACUGGAACCAGUUAAAGACUUUAUGGCUAAUGUGUUUGGGGAUCCUGAACUAAAAGAGGAGCACAAUAAUAUGUUACAGUAUCAACUGAAUUCCAAAAUAAAAUUGUCUCAUAUAUUUGGUCAGAUGGAGGCAGUGAGGGACAAUCUCAAUAUAGAGGACUACUCUGUUUCUCAGACUACCUUAGAUCAGGUAUUCAUUCAUUUUGCCUCCAAACAGACAGACAUGUUAGAUGAUGAACUGUCCAAUAAGAAAGAAUCAUCUCAUCAUAGAGGUAAACAAUUAAGUUUUAGGAACAGUAUUGUACCUGAUGAUUCUGACAUGGAAAGUGUAACAGGAAGUACUGCAGAUCUAAUGACGCAUGAAAGGAGACUCAAUAUCUAUGGGUCCUUCAGAGGGGAGACCAUGGAUGAUGAAAGUUUAACAGGAAGCACAGUAGGACUGGUUAGACCUAGCAGUUCACGUAGCAGUACACGUAGUACAGCCAGCGAUCAAAACUUUCCAAAUGUUCAGAUAUUCUGAGAAGUUUCAACUUUGUUUAAAGACUGAAAAGAUUCAUCCAAAUGUUGUGAUACUCAUAUGAAUUCCUGAAACUUGAUAUAGUCUGUGAUACAAUGACGCAGAUUUUGUAACUUUGUUAUUUUGUUAUUUACGGACACCACAGAAUUCGUAAUUUUGUUAUCUCAGUAUUUACCAAAGAUCUGUUAAUGAAUUUUUGUUACUUAUUAAUGAUCCUGCACUUAAAGUGAUUACUUAUAUUGUAAAGCAAAUUUGAAUAAUCUUGUUAUUUUACAGAAUUUGAUCAAACAAUCAAUAUGAAUGUCUUAUAAAAGCUUCAGCUACCUCAAGGUUUUCCUGUAUACUUUAUACCACUCACGUUUCACUAUGUUAUUUAUAUUGAUUAAUAUUUCUUAACCCUCUAUAUUUACAAAAAAUGAAGUUGUGUUAUUAUUAACUACAUAUCUGCUGGCAGAUGAUUUUAGAAUGGAGAUGUAAAUAUUCUUGUUUUAGUUAUUUAUUACCAAAUUUUUUACUUUUUAUUUUUAUUUUCAUUAGGUUUGCUUUUGAACAAUAACAUAUCUUGCUCAGUUUUAAGAAUCAAAGAGUUGCUCAUUAUAAUUACAUAAUUUUCUAACUUAUCAAACUGUCUUGGCUACUAAAGAAUUCAUAAUAUGAUACAUGAACAAACUGUCCUUUGAGGAGGAGGAAAUGGUUGUAUAUUUGAUUUCUAAUAAGUCAAAAUUAUUUAUCAAAUUCAAAUUUUUAAUGUGUGCACAUUAUUUAGAGUUAAGAAUAUUUUCAGGUUAAUUUAUACAACUUAUAAUUUUUCAACAUGGAAAAAAAAUCGUUAAUAACUGAUUAUAUUGUGGCAUCAUUUACAAGUUAGUAUUGCUAGUCUUUAUUCUCACAAUUUGUAAGUUUUCUAAAUGAAAAUGGUGCAUAUUUACAACAGACAAAAAUGGCUUACUCAAUUUUAAGUAUUUUUGUCAAUGGAUUAUGCCCUCAAUUUGAUGUUGUUGAUUUUUUUUAAUUUUGUUACCAAAUGAAAGGCAAUGUUUGCAGAAAAGUGGUGCUCAAUCAAAUACUGCAUAUGGGACUGCAAACGUACUUGAAUAUAUGGAAGUUCUUAUUGAUUUAAAGGUUAUUAUGUCAAAGGUCAAGGUUAAAAUAACAGAAUUUAAAAAGACAAAACUUUGUGCAGUAAAGAGAUUUCCUGAUGCUAACACUAUGUAAGGGAAAUUCCUUUAAAUUUGUUGACACAUGUAAAAAGAGGAAGAUCCAUAUUGAUUUUACUGUUUCUUGCUUUAGGGUCAAGGUAAUACUCCCUAAAACAUAAGGCAACAUAACUAUCUAAUAAGAUUACAACUAUGCCAUUGGGUGACUAAAGUAAGAGAUAUUCCAAUUUUUGUUAAGGGCUUGUAGUAUUUAAGCUGUGUCUUUGAUUAAUAAAUAUGUCUCUAAAGGGAGAAAUUUAAAUUAUGUAUAUAAUUGUGAGGCUGAACACUGAGUUCAGGUGUUGAUUGACAGAAAUAAAACAUAUAUUAUGAUAUUCAGAAUGCAACAAUUUAAUAAUGAUAAUUAGUGUCAUGGUUGAUUAAAUAAUUUUUGUGUGCAAAUAAGAGACCAUACAUUUUGGCAAAACUUUUUGUCUAAAUGUUAUUUGUUUGUUUUUUAAUCUACUAAUGCAAACCAAAGAAAAUAUUUCAUUAUAGACGCUGAAACACUUAAACUUUGUUAUUGUUUGUUUACCUGAUGUUAGAAUUAUACCGUAUGUGUUGCAUAACAAAUCUUUAAUUUUUCAUAAUAAUGUUGAGUUUGUGAUAUCCUGAAAGCAUAAUAUCUUAUAGGAUUUUGGCAUAGAUAUGAAAAUAUUUUUUGCCCUUUUGAAGUGCUAUUGUUUUGGGUGAAGUAAAUAUAAGAUUUACUAGUAUAAGCAUUUGAAUUCUUAGACUUUACCCUUUUUUCACACUUACUACGUUUUCUCAUUUUUAUUAAUAUAAUAAACUUGUUGAAGUAUAAACAAUCAUUAAGACUAAUCAUGUUUCACAGAACUAAUAUUUGAGAUUUUUUUAGAAAUAGAAACAAAACAUUAACAUUAUUUUAUACAAACCAGAUUUGGAAUUUUAGGAAAAAGAUUUAUUUUCUCAAUUUUAUAGUAUCAUUUUGGAAACUAUCAGUAAAUUUCGAUCAUGCCUUUGUAUUUAGGAUGUUGUAAGCUAUUGCAAUCAUAUUGUUUAAAUGUAUAAAAAUAAAUCAAAAUUGUUGAUAGGUACGUAUGUUUGUUUUUGAGAAAUAAACAUUUGAAAAAUUACAAUGUUUCGGGUCAAAAAGGUAUAUCUGCAAUGUACUAAUGAAGAAAUGAAUGAUUUACUUUAUAAAACAAAACAUGUACUAAGAAUUUCAAAAUGUUUUACCAAUGAUAGUCAGAUCUUUUAAAGGCAAACAUAAAUGUAGAGUUAGCUUUUAAAAAAUGCUAAUGCAGAGCAUAGGAAAAAAAACAGAGAUUUUAGAGAGUAAUAUAGAAAAA
This is a messenger RNA of Mytilus trossulus (common blue mussel), 11082 nucleotides long. Its product is annotated as phospholipid-transporting ATPase ABCA1-like. Gene Ontology annotation, biological process: lipid transport; transmembrane transport. Gene Ontology annotation, cellular component: intracellular membrane-bounded organelle; membrane. The record is from RefSeq and is a predicted model, not a curated record. Gene Ontology annotation, molecular function: ATP binding; ATP hydrolysis activity; ABC-type transporter activity. Bases 183 to 8576 code for a protein of 2797 amino acids. NCBI's taxonomy places the organism in Eukaryota, Metazoa, Mollusca, Bivalvia, Mytilida, Mytilidae. The transcript has 57 exons.